Messenger RNA from Mangifera indica (mango), 2144 nucleotides. RefSeq names its product pectin acetylesterase 5-like. The record is from RefSeq and is a predicted model, not a curated record. Bases 596 to 1873 code for a protein of 425 amino acids. The transcript has 13 exons. Gene Ontology annotation, molecular function: hydrolase activity. NCBI's taxonomy places the organism in Eukaryota, Viridiplantae, Streptophyta, Magnoliopsida, Sapindales, Anacardiaceae.
AGUACAUGAUUUGCAUGUUUUAUGACAAAUACUGAGAUUUUCUCUUCACAUCAAGAGAGGCUUUUAUCUGCAAAACUUUCAAGGUUUACCCAUAAUAUAUCAACACCUACAUGAGCUAACUUUGAUACUAAGUUUGAGUUGAUGAUCUUGAUGUUAUUAGUUGCUUUUCGGAGUUUUAAGAUCCCCAGUUUCCUUAAAUAUAUACACAACACCCAGAAGAAAAUAAGAAGGGAUGGAGGAAGAGUUAGGAGUUUCUGGUCAUCAUUGAUGCAGUUGGAGGACUGGCAUUGAAGAACAAGCAACGGAGUUUUAUUUUUUCAGCGCAUUGGAUGGGAAGUUGCAGGGUGGGUGUGAAUGAGGAAGAGAGUUCUGUAGAUUUGAAUGGUGAAAGAUGGGAAGCUGAAGGCUUAUUUCUGUGUGAUGGCAAUGUUCUGUUAACUGCAGUUCUGAAAGUGCAUUUCGCCAGGAAAAUUUUCUCGUUUCUCUUCAGGCUUCAGACAUAUUCAAAGAAAACGACAGAACAAAACGAUGCGUUUCGAGUUUGUUAGUACAAUAUUAAAAUAGCUGCUACACUGGCAAAUGCUUGGGUGAAUCGAUGGCGAAUCCUCGGCUUCGCGCUCUGAUUUGGUGGAGAAGGUGGAGCAAGAGGGAGUGGGCAAUCGCAGUGGUGGGAUUUACAAUCGUCAUCUUCAUUUUCAGUCUGCUCUUCGAUGCCAGCUCCGAUCAAACCUCUUCUCCUCUUCUCUCCUCCUAUGAUGUCGUUGACUUGACCUUGCUCCACAAUGCCAAAGAUAGAGGCGCUUUUUGUUUAGAUGGUAGCUUGCCCGGAUACCAUUUUCAAAAAGGCUUUGGCUCUGGCUCUAACAAUUGGCUUCUUCAUAUUGAGGGUGGAGGUUGGUGCAACUCAGUAGCUUCAUGUUUAUCCCGUAAAAUGACAUCGUUAGGUUCCUCUAACUUCAUGGAACAACAGGUUCGGUUUUCUGGAAUUUUAAGUUCAGACAAGUCUCAAAAUCCUGAUUUCUUUAAUUGGAACAAAGUGAAGAUACGUUAUUGUGAUGGUGCAUCUUUUUCUGGUCAUCCAGAAAGUGAGUUGAAGAAUGGAACAGAACUUUUCUUUAGAGGCCAGCUCAUCUGGGAAACACUUAUGGAUGAAUUCUUAUCAUUGGGCUUGUCUAAUGCCAAACAGGCACUUCUUACAGGAUGUUCUGCUGGAGGUUUGGCCACUUUUAUACAUUGUGAUGAGUUUCGAGAUCGUCUGCCGAGGCAUGCAACUGUCAAGUGUCUUGCCGAUGCAGGAUUUUUCCUUGAUGAGCCGGAUAUUCUUGGAAAUCGUACCAUGAGAUCUUUCUAUCAUGAUGUUGUUGACCUUCAGGGUGUUGCAAAAAGUUUGAACAAGGAUUGUCUUUCAAGAAUGGAAUCAUUUGAGCAGUGUCUCUUUCCUCAAGAGUUCAUUAAAAACAUAAGGACUCCAGUGUUCUUUGUCAACCCAGCUUAUGAUUUUUGGCAGAUACGUAAUAUCUUGGUACCAGAUGCAUCAGAUCCUCAUGGCAAUUGGCGUCCCUGCGUACUGAACAUUCGUACCUGUAAUCCUCACCAGCUUCAAAUUCUACAAGGUUUUCGUAGUUCUAUGCUGAAAGCUCUGAGUGAAGUCCAACAAAUACAGGGAGGGGGGAUGUUUAUAAAUUCUUGCUUUAUCCAUUGCCAGACUUGGAUUGCUGAGACAUGGCAUUCACCCAGUUCUCCAAGAAUCAACAACAAGACAAUUGCAGAAUCUGUCAGUGAUUGGUACUUUGACCGAAAAGCAGUGAAGCAAAUCGAUUGCCCUUACCCAUGCAAUCCCACUUGCUAUAACAUGGAUUUUACUCAAGGAUGAUAACUUCAUUGCUGUAUCUAUUUCUAUAACAGGUUAUUCUGAACUCCAGAUCUCCAUUACCAAUUUACUGUGGCAGAACUUUUUACCUUUUUGGUCCAAAGCAAGAUUCUGGAUACUGAAGAUCAUGUAAAAUUACUGUUCAAUGUGUUCAAGUUUACAAGAUAAAGGUAUUGCUGUUAAUUGGAACAAUCUUGAUAUUGGAAAUUGAUGCACUUUGCGUACUCUAUGUAUAUUGAAGUUCAUUCUCAAUUUGAUUUCUUUUGCGCCUUUA